UAGUGGGACAUUUGAAUGCAGCAAAAUAAUCGUCGCCGUUCGUCACUCUUCGUGUUGUUUCGUCCUCGCCUUCUGAUUGGCCCGCCGGACCUCGUGUUUCCCGACGUGACCGCUAAAGAGAGUCACCUUGCCCCGGCUGCUGCUGCUGCUGUCCCGGUGAGAGAACAGGUGGACCGACCUGCCCACAGGCACGCAGACAGCGGGACUCUGAACCGGUCCCUGACCCACCGACCGACCGGGGGAAACAUGGCGGAGGCAAAGCCCAAGACCUCUCCGAAGGCCAUCAAAUUCCUGUUCGGAGGUUUAGCCGGGAUGGGAGCUACAGUAUUUGUCCAGCCGUUGGACCUGGUGAAGAACAGGAUGCAGCUGAGUGGUCAGGGGACGAAGGCCAGAGAAUACAAGACCAGCUUCCACGCUCUGUUCUCCAUCUUGAAGAACGAGGGAGUUGGAGGCAUCUACACAGGGCUGUCUGCAGGUCUCCUCCGUCAGGCCACCUACACCACCACCCGUCUGGGAAUCUACACCAUCCUGUUUGAGAAGAUGACUGGAGAAGACGGAAGACCACCAAACUUCUUCCUCAAGGCUCUGAUUGGGAUGACAGCUGGAGCUACAGGAGCGUUUGUAGGAACUCCAGCAGAGGUCGCUCUGAUCAGGAUGACGGCUGAUGGACGGCUGCCUCCAGACCAGAGGAGGGGCUACUCCAACGUCUUCAACGCCCUUGCUAGGAUCACCAGAGAAGAAGGCGUGGCCACACUGUGGAGGGGUUGUGUUCCCACCAUGGCCCGGGCGGUGGUGGUCAACGCUGCUCAGCUCGCUUCCUACUCUCAGUCCAAGCAGGCUCUGCUAGACUCAGGAUACUUCGGAGACGACAUCCUGUGUCAUUUCUGUGCCAGUAUGAUCAGCGGCCUGGUUACCACGGCAGCCUCCAUGCCCGUGGACAUCGUGAAGACCAGGAUCCAGAACAUGAGGAUGAUUGACGGGAAGCCCGAGUAUAAGAACGGUCUGGAGGUCCUGUUCAGGGUGGUGGGCUCUGAGGGCUUCUUCUCCCUGUGGAAAGGCUUCACUCCGUACUACGCCAGGCUGGGACCUCACACCGUCCUCACCUUCAUCUUCCUGGAGCAGAUGAACCGCCUCUACAAGACCUACGUCCUGGACCGCUGACACACACCUGCACACCUACACAAUGCUACACACCUACACAAUGCUACACAACACCGAGACACCGACACAACACCGACACAACACCUACACACCACACCAGGACUGUGACUCGCCUCAUUCUGAACCAACAGUGUUUCAUGAACUGUUCCUGUGAGGUCAUGCGGGUCGUACCACAUCACCCCUACCCCCCAGGCUGGCUGACUUGGUACGGUCCGACUGGCUGAUUGAUUCUUUUUGUAAAGAUCACAACAUAAAUAAAGCAGGUCAUUAAUAUUAAUAAUGUGAAGUCUUAUUUGUAGAAGUGUGAUUCACCCAAAUACACGGCAUCAUGGGAUGGAUGUGUCACCAUGGUAACAGCUGGUUACUUCCUGGAUCGGAUGGAUGAAUAAAGAGUUUUGAGAAUCA
Acanthochromis polyacanthus (spiny chromis) is the source of this 1566-nucleotide messenger RNA. RefSeq names its product solute carrier family 25 member 11 (gene slc25a11). Gene Ontology annotation, cellular component: mitochondrial membrane. Gene Ontology annotation, biological process: mitochondrial transport; malate transmembrane transport; thiosulfate transport. The transcript is spliced from 9 exons. The record is from RefSeq and is a predicted model, not a curated record. Lineage: Eukaryota; Metazoa; Chordata; Actinopteri; Pomacentridae. Bases 16 to 1161 code for a protein of 381 amino acids. Gene Ontology annotation, molecular function: sulfate transmembrane transporter activity; malate transmembrane transporter activity; antiporter activity.